AUGUUCCGUACAGUGUCACAAUUAUAUAAAGAACAAUUGAACAAGUUGAUGAUCACUUUGAGAAACACUAAUCCUAAUUUUGUAAGAUAUCAACUGCGAUGCAAUGGAGUUUUGGAAGGAAUUAGAAUUUGUAGACAGGGUUUCCCCAAUCGUAUUCCAUUCCAAGAGUUCAGACAACGAUAUGAGCUUCUUACAUCAAAUGCCAUACCCAAAGGUUUCAUGGAUGAUUUCAAAAUUUCCGACCUCAUUGUUAACUUCCAAGCUUUCUGCAGAGGGUACUUAGCAAGAAGAAAUUAUCAAAAACGUCUACAACAAUUAAAUGCCAUUCGUAUCAUUCAGCGCAAUUGUUCAGCAUAUCUAAAACUGAGAAACUGGCAAUGGUGGCGAUUGUAUACUAAAGUUAAACCACUUUUAGAAGUUACCAAACAAGAAGAAGUAUUGUCCAUUAAAGAAGAAGAAUUGAAGGUAGUCAAGGAAAAAUUAGAUUCUCAACUGCGUGGUGUUCUUGAUCUUGAGAAGAAAUACCAAACAGCAGUGGAUGAGAAAAAUGCUUUGGCUGAACAACUGCAAGCAGAAGUUGAAUUAUGUGCUGAAGCUGAGGAAAUGAGAGCUAGACUUGCUGCCAGAAAAUUAGAACUAGAAGAAAUACUACACGAUUUAGAAGCUAGAAUUGAAGAAGAAGAAGAGAGAUCUAGUUCCCUAGCUCAAGAUAAAAAGAAGUUACAAAUAAACAUAAAUGAUUUAGAAGAACAAUUAGAAGAAGAAGAGGGUGCUAGACAGAAACUCCAAUUAGAACGUGUACAGACUGACGCCAAACUUAAGAAACUAGAAGAAGAUCUUGCACUUGCUGAAGAUACCAAUGCGAAACAAGUCAAAGAGAAAAAGGUGUUGGAAGAUAGAGCUGCAGAUUUGGCACAAACGUUAGCUGAAGAAGAAGAAAAAGCUAAACAUCUAGCUAAACUAAAAGCAAAACAUGAAGCAUCCAUUGCAGAAUUAGAAGAACGCUUAUUAAAAGAUAAUCAACAAAGACAGGAGAUGGACCGUACUAAGCGUAAAGUUGAGACUGAAGUAAAUGAUUUAAAAGAACAACUAAACGAAAAGAAAGCUCAAGUAGAAGACUUACAAUUACAACUUGGUAAACGAGAAGAAGAAUUGACACAAGCAUUCAUGAGAAUUGACGAAGAAGCUGCUAGUAAAGCACAAUCUCAAAAGGCUCUCAGGGAAUUGGAAUCGCAACUUGGGGAACUCCAAGAAGAUCUUGAAGCUGAACGUACAGCUAGAAGUAAAGCAGAGAAACAAAAACGUGACCUGAAUGAAGAACUUGAAGCUUUAAAACAUGAGCUUUUGGAUUCUUUGGACAUAACUGCAGCACAACAUGAACUUAGAGCUAAACGAGAACAGGAAUUGGCAACCCUUAAGAAAUCAUUAGAAGAAGAUACACAAUCGCACGAAAUCAUUAUUACCGAAAUGCGACACAAACACAGCCAAGAAAUAUCCGUUAUAAAUGAACAGAUAGAAUCCUUGAAAAAAUCUAAAAGUCAAUUGGAAAAAUCCAAGCAAACCCUUGAAGCUGAAAAUGCUGAUCUCGCUGCUGAACUUAAGUCUUCCGUAUCUUCUAAAUCCGAAUUAGAAAGGAAACGUAAAAUUACUGAAUCUCAACUUAGUGAGAUACAAAGUAAAUUUGCUGAAUCUGAACGUUCGAAAAAUGAAUUAAUUGAUAGACUUUCAAAACUAAGCAAUGAAUCUGAAUCCAUUGUCAAUCAGUUGGAAGCGGCUGAACUUAAAGCUUCUGCUGCUGAAAAAUCAGCAGGGACAAUGGAAACUCAGUUGCAAGAAACGCAGGCACUUCUAGAAGAAGAAACCAAAUUUAAGUUGUCAUUGAACUCAAAACUGAAACAAAUUGAAAGCGAAAAAGAAAUUUUACAAGAACAGUUGGAAGAAGAAGAAGAGUCCAAGAAAAAUAUGGAAAAACAAAUUGUUGCUCUUAAUUUACAUAUAACUGAAAUAAGGAAAAAAAUGGAAGAUGAUGCUGAAUCAACUGCUGCAAUGGAAGCUGCUUAUAAGAAAACCUUUAAGGAUGUGGAAUUGUUACAACGACAAAUUGAAGAAUUGCAAGCAACAAAUGAUAAAUUGGAGAAGUCUAAGAAGAAACUUCAAUCAGAACUGGAUGAUAUUAAUAUUGAUUUAGAAGCUCAGCGUUCCAAGGUUAUCGAACUUGAAAAGAAACAAAGAAUCUUUGAUAAAACCCUUGCUGAAGAAAAGGCGGUUUCUGAACAAAUGGCUAUUGAACGUGACACUGCUGAGCGAGAAGCUCGUGAAAAGGAAACACGUGUGCUUUCUUUAACCAGAGAACUUGAUGAAAUGAUGGUGAAAGUUGAAGAAUUGGAAAGAGGAAAGAGAACGCUUCAAAAUGAGUUGGAUGAAUUGAUAAAUAGUCAAGGAACAGCUGACAAAAAUGUUCAUGAAUUGGAAAAAGCUAAAAGAAUAUUAGAAUCACAAUUGGCUGAAAUACGUGUACAGAAUGAAGAUUUGGAAGAUGAACUUCAAAUAACCGAAGAUGCUAAAUUGAGACUUGAAGUGAACAUGCAAGCAUUAAGGGCUCAGUUUGAACGUGAUCUUGUUGCCAAAGAAGAGCAGAGUGAAGAAAAACGAAGAGGACUUUUGAAACAAAUUCGUGACAUUGAAGCUGAACUGGAAGAUGAACGUAAACAAAGAUCUACUGCAAUGGCCGGUCGCAAGAAAAUCGAAGCCGAUUACAAAGAUCUAGAACAACAGUUAGACAUGCACAACAAAUUAAAGGAAGAUGCUUUGAAACAACUUAAAAAAUUACAAGUUCAAUUGAAGGAUGCUACCCGUGACGCUGAAGAGGCUAGAGCUUCUCGCGAUGAGCUUUCAGCAACGUCUAAAGAAACCGAACGUAAAUUGAAAUCCGUUGAAGCCGAAUUACUGUUGUUGACAGAAGAGUUGUCUGCAUCUGAAAGAGCUAGACGUGUUGCAGAAAGUGAACGUGAUGAUCUGCACGAAGAAAUGAAUAGCAAUUCCAACAAAGGCAGUACAUUAAUGGUCGAUGAAAAGCGUCGCCUGGAAGCUAGAAUUUCUACAUUGGAAGAGGAAUUAGAAGAAGAACAGACAAUGUCAGAAGCUUUGAACGAACGAAUUAGAAAGGCUCUAAUUCAGAUUGAACAGAUGAAUUCUGAUUUGGCUAAUGAACGAGCGACAACACAAAAAUUAGAGACAAACAAAAUGUUAUUUGAUAGACAAAACAAAGAACUAAAGGCUAAAUUGGCAGAGAUUGAAACCAAUCAACGAGUAAAAACUAAAACUGCUAUUUCUAAUUUGGAAUCCAAGAUUGCCAAUCUUGACGAACAACUGGAAACUGAAGCCAAGGAAAGACAAUUGCAACAAAAAGCUAACCGUAAAUUAGAGAAGAAAAUGAAAGAAGUUGUGAUGCAAUUAGAAGAUGAGAGAAGAACAAUUGAACAGUACAAGGAACAAGUAGAAAAGAGCAAUGCUAGAGUUAAAUCUCUAAAGAGGCAAAUCGAAGAAGCAGAAGAAGAAAUCAGCAGAGAGAAACACCAGAAACGAAAAAUUCAGCGUGAUCUUGAUGAGCUUUUGGAAUCCAAUGAAUCAAUAUCCCGAGAGAACAAUAAUUUGAGAAGCAAACUCAGGCGAACUGGAGUGACCACGACAUCCAGAAUAGGCGCUACCGGUAGUAAACGAGGCUCAACAAUUGAUGAUUUAUCGACAGUCCACGGAAGUUCUCUAGAUGAUUCGCUGGAGUCGAACAAUGGAUCGAAUGAUGCAAAUUCUCUUGGUCCGUGA
Messenger RNA from Macrosiphum euphorbiae (potato aphid), 3822 nucleotides. Lineage: Eukaryota; Metazoa; Arthropoda; Insecta; Hemiptera; Aphididae. The record is from the annotation of a GenBank genome assembly.